This is a messenger RNA of Hylaeus anthracinus, 6865 nucleotides long. RefSeq names its product solute carrier family 12 member 4 (gene kcc). Bases 1429 to 4773 code for a protein of 1114 amino acids. Gene Ontology annotation, molecular function: potassium:chloride symporter activity. The transcript has 14 exons. Gene Ontology annotation, cellular component: membrane. NCBI's taxonomy places the organism in Eukaryota, Metazoa, Arthropoda, Insecta, Hymenoptera, Colletidae. Gene Ontology annotation, biological process: potassium ion import across plasma membrane; chemical synaptic transmission; chloride ion homeostasis. The record is from RefSeq and is a predicted model, not a curated record.
UGUCCGGUCGCUCGAUGCAGAAAAAUUGCUUGAAAAAUGUCCGAGGAAACGGAUAAUCAAAAUAAAAUAAAAGGGGCAUCUUUCAUCUUCGAAAUUUACACUUGGGAGCAAAAUUCCUAUACAGCAAAUAAUUUAAUAACAAUUCAUUUUAGAAUUAUUCGACCAAUAUAUUUUUUUUUUUUGUUCUUUUGCUAAGUCCAGUUAAUUACUAAAUACUUGUAAGUCCAAUAUCUAAAACACGUAGUUCAAAUAUAAACAAGUAAUUGCCUCCUCGUAAAACUUUCUUUGUAGAACGGCAGAGUCGAGUCGGUUCCAUCGCUGUCCUUGACGUUCGAUCGUCGUUUUCCUUUGAACCGGAAAAAUUUAUUUGAAAUUUCUACCCAUUGUCCGCGACGGCAAGGGAAAUUCGAUUCACGCGACUCGUUGCGCGAUUUCUCGACGUUCAGUUUCGAGCUGAAUAGAUUCCCCGGGCAGAAGUUGCUCGUCAUGAAUGCCACCGAUCGUGCAUGCAUACAGAGGCUUUACACGUCGAUACAUUGUGGCACAUAUGGGAUCAACGUGGGGCGUGAUCGAUCAGUGACGUGUUACUGAAACAGCCGGCUAACGUUGCUCCUUUCCGCAGUGUCUCAUGAAUGUCGCGCGUUAUGCGAAUCGAUUUUCGAUUGUGCCAAUUUUUCCCGUCCUCCUCGCGAGUGCCGAGGCAUGAGACGUCAUUUUCAAUUAAAACGAUCGCUCGAAAUAACAUAUUAAAUUUUUACGUUCGGAUGAUGCUUGAAACUUUUAAUACGAGGAAGUGUUUUAUCUUUUGUGGUUUUAUUUUAAGCUAGAAGGAUGUUCUCUAGAAUAUUUAAAAAGGCUUGGAAAAUUAUAUACACAAGCCAAAAGUUGUUAACCUGAAAAGAACCUCUGGGAAGCAAGUUCCUCGUCGUUUAUCAACGUCCACGUUGUAAAACGGACUUCCAAUCGUGCAACCUUACAAGCAACAAUAGAGAUAGGGGUCAUUCGACCGGAGAGCCGACGAACAUUUUCCAGACAGCAGCCCCCGCGUCUAUCGACCAAAACGCAACCGUUUAUGUACCGUUCGACCUGCUAAAACGUAGUGCGUAACGCGAACAAAAAAAAAAAAAAAAAAACAGACUCGAGGUCGCGCCAUGCCGAUUACCCAAACUUCCGUAACGCGAUACCAGAAUUAAUUUUCACGCUUGAAAGAAAAUCUAUCGAGUGCGUCGCGAAAAUCCGAGAGCUUCCGCGACGAUUGUCUGGAAAGGGGGGGCCGUGAGCGAUCGAGAAUAGGAUCGUUCGAUAAAUCAAGGGUGUCUCUGGAUGUUAUCGGACCGUGUGCCAGUGUCGUGUGUCUGAAAAGCCCCGAAAUCGGUCGGUGAACGGAAGAGGACUCGAGAUAAGGUACGCGAGGGAGCGGAAGGAACCAUGAGCAACUCAGGAGCCAUUCCCCUGAUCUUGGUGAAGAAGGAGCAGCUCGUCGAAGGCGAUGGCGGCGGCGCCGGCGGAGACGGCGAGAUGGGGGGAGGCAAUUCCGAGAAGAAGACGGGAUACGAGACUAAUCUCUUCCUUUACAACGAAGAGAUGGAGGACCGACCUCGGAUCUCGACGCUGCUCAACAGUCUGUCGAAUUAUAGCAACACGAUCCCGGCUGCGACCGAUCCGGACAGCAGGGCACCUCCGGUGCAAGGCGGCGCACGAAUGGGAACGCUGAUUGGUGUCUUUCUACCUUGCAUCCAGAAUAUCUUCGGCGUGAUCCUCUUCAUCCGUCUCACGUGGGUCGUGGGCACGGCUGGCGCCAUACAGGGCUUCUUCAUCGUGCUCUGUUGCUGUUGCGUGACAAUGCUGACCGCUAUCAGUAUGAGCGCCAUCGCAACCAACGGCGUGGUACCCGCCGGUGGGUCCUACUUCAUGAUAUCCAGAAGCUUGGGUCCAGAGUUCGGUGGGGCCGUAGGGAUGCUCUUCUACACAGGCACCACUUUGGCCGCUGCCAUGUACAUCAUCGGUGCAGUUGAGAUCGUCCUGACUUACAUGGCGCCGUCGCUGAGCAUAUUUGGGGACUUCACCAAGGAUCCAAGUAUCAUGUACAACAACUUUCGAGUGUACGGUACGGGUCUACUGGUGGUGAUGGGCACCAUCGUCUUCAUUGGCGUCAAGUUCGUCAACAAGUUUGCCACGGUUGCACUUGCCUGCGUUAUUCUCUCCAUCGUGGCUGUUUACGUGGGACUCUUCUACAACUUCUACGGCAACGAGUCCCUCAAAAUGUGCGUCCUGGGUAGGAGGUUGCUGAAGGACAUUGACGUGAUGGCGGACUGCAAUAAAAACACCAGUGGAGUCCUCCAUCAAAUCUACUGCAAGAGCAACAACAGCCUGCUCCCAAACAAUUGCGAUCCGUACUACAUGCAGAACAACUUGACCAUCAUCAAUGGAAUUCGUGGCCUGGCCAGUGGUGUAUUCUUAGAAAACAUAUGGGACAGCUUCCAAGAGGAAGGUCAGCUAAUUGCUUACGGAAGCGAUCCGAAGGACAUCGAUAUGAUGGCGGCAUCCUCCUUCAAUCAGAUUCAGGUCGAUCUCACCACCACCUUCACCAUCCUCAUCGGCAUAUUCUUCCCUUCUGUCACGGGUAUCAUGGCGGGCUCAAACAGAUCAGGUGACCUGGCAGACGCCCAGAAGUCGAUCCCAAUCGGUACCAUUUGCGCGAUCCUCACUACGUCAACGGUGUACCUCUCCUGCGUGUUGCUGUUCGCUGGCACGGUAGACAAUCUGUUGCUGCGAGAUAAGUUCGGUCAGAGCAUCGGUGGCAAGCUGGUAGUGGCCAACAUGGCCUGGCCGAACCAAUGGGUGAUCCUGAUCGGUUCGUUCCUCUCCACUCUUGGCGCUGGUCUCCAAUCGCUGACGGGUGCCCCUCGACUGCUCCAAGCCAUCGCCAAGGACGGCAUCAUUCCGUUCUUGACGCCGUUUGCCACCAGCUCCAAACGCGGCGAACCGACGAGAGCCCUCGUGCUAACAAUCAUCAUCUGCCAAUGCGGCAUCCUCCUCGGCAACGUCGACUACCUGGCUCCCUUGCUCUCCAUGUUUUUCCUGAUGUGCUACGGAUUCGUCAACCUGGCCUGCGCCUUGCAGACUCUCCUGCGAACGCCCAACUGGCGACCUAGAUUCAAGUACUACCACUGGAGUCUGUCUUUCCUCGGUCUGUCCCUUUGCAUCGCCAUUAUGUUCAUGACCAGCUGGUACUACGCGCUGUUGGCCAUGGGUAUGGCUGGCUGCAUCUACAAGUACAUCGAGUACCGUGGCGCUGAGAAGGAAUGGGGCGACGGUAUCCGUGGUUUGGCUCUGUCGGCCGCUCGUUACUCCCUGCUGCGACUGGAAGAGGGGCCACCUCACACGAAGAACUGGAGGCCUCAAAUUCUCAUUCUGGCCAAAUUGACGGACGACCUGGUGCCCAAGUACCGCAAGCUCUUCGCGUUCGCCAGCCAGCUGAAGGCGGGCAAGGGUCUCACCGUCUCCGUCAGUUGCAUCGGUGGUGACUACAUCCAGAACUCUGGGGAAGCUCUGGCCGCCAAGCAGAGUCUGCGCAAGACGAUAACCGAGGAAAAGGUCAAGGGAUUCGUCGACGUUCUGGUGGCGAGAAACAUCGUCGAUGGUUUGAGCUCUUUGGUCCAGACCACUGGACUCGGUGGAAUGAAACCUAACACCGUGAUCCUUGGCUGGCCUUACGGCUGGAAACAAUCGCAGGAUGAGAGGACCUGGAGAGUCUUCUUGCAGACGGUCAGAGCCGUCGCAGCGGCUAGAAUGGCUUUGCUGGUGCCCAAAGGAAUCAACUUCUUCCCAGACUCGACGGAGAAGGUGGUCGGUUAUAUCGACGUCUGGUGGAUCGUGCACGACGGUGGUCUUCUGAUGCUGUUGCCGUUCCUGCUGAAGCAACAUCGCACGUGGAAGAACUGCAAGAUGAGGAUCUUCACCGUGGCUCAGAUGGAGGACAACUCCAUCCAAAUGAAGAAGGAUUUGAAGAAGUUCCUGUACGACCUUAGGAUCGAAGCUGAGGUGGAAAUCGUAGAAAUGAUGGAUUCCGAUAUAUCUGCCUACACGUACGAGCGAACCCUGGUGAUGGAACAGAGGAACCAGAUGCUGAGGGAGAUGCGGCUGAACAAGAAGGAGUCCCUUGGAGUGGUGCCGACAUUGGUGGACUUCAACGAGGUACCCGCCGAAGAAAAUUUACCUCUGGUGCAGACGAUCGUGGACCAUCACCACAACGUGGACGUGAAGAUCGCCACCAAGGUGAGAUUCCAGGAGCCGGGAAGCCAGAACGCGAACGUGGACGAGGCGCAGGAGAAGCUCGUGCAGGAUACAGAGUCGGGCAAGGAUUCGGACGGAGGCGACAACAACGAGGGCGUGGAGGAGACGAAGGACGGCGACGAGGAAACCAAGUUGAUCGCCGGCUCGCCCAAGCAGGACAACAAGGAGAACACCGAGAAGGAGGCGAAGGAGAGCGAAGAGAAGAAAACUGAGAGCCCUGAGACGAAGCAAAUCACGAUUACACCCGACGAGGGUGACGUGAGGCGUAUGCACACUUCCGUGAAGCUAAACGAAGUGAUCGUCGAAAAGAGCCAUGACGCUCAGUUAGUCAUUCUCAAUCUUCCUGGACCACCACGGGACACUAAAAUGGAACGUGAAUCAAACUAUAUGGAAUUCCUAGAGGUUCUCACCGAGGGUCUGGACAGGGUGCUGAUGGUGCGUGGCGGCGGACGGGAGGUGAUCACCAUCUACUCGUGAACUAGACCGGGAGGAAUGGAAGUAACCGCCUCGCAAAAGCAGAAAUCUAGUUUACUUCUUAAAGACCUAAACGACUUCACCCUAAGGAACACGUUGCUCUUGUGCCAUUGUCUGAGCAGUCACUUGCGUUUCGCGUUGUGAACAUACGGUUACCGAAGAAGAGUACGUACGAAUCCCGAUUGACGAUGCCGUAUUGGCGGACUCCGGAUCGACUGGAUCGAGGGGAGCUCGUAGGCUCGUUAUAAGCUAAUCCUCGAGAAGGCCAAAAGUGACAUGCCAAAGGAUAUAAGUUUCCUUUAACUGAAUUUCACAAUGUAAACUAGGAUACGUAGGAUCUAUCUUAUUUACACUCGUCCCUUUCGAUGAGAUAGACAAUGUGGUUUUAUCCGUAUCGCGAAAACUCUGCGCGGCAAUACAAGAGAGAAAAAAAAGAAAAAACCAGACAGGUAGUACACAGAGCGUAUCUCGAUCUUAAAUAUUGUAAUCAGGUUGACUCCGACGAACCGCGCGAGCAGAUGUUGUUGCUCGUCGAGUGGAAGAGUUUUGAUGACGAUGAGAGAGAAUCGACGAGGAAGAACCGACACGUCCCGAGUAAACUCACUCCGAUUCUAAUUAACUCCCAUUGAAACUGAAAUCAAAAUUUUUUGGUCCGAGGCUAAGAUCGAAGCAUCUACGAAACCACUGCCAGAAUACUUUCUAAAUGCUUCGCGUUUAACCAAAGACGCGAGAGGCUCAUUUUUCUACACGCAUUGUCGUUAUAGAGAGUAUAAUAGGUAUGUAUAAUUCUACUGCUUAUAGGUGAACUUAGGGUAGCAUAGGAUAGCGCGUUGAAGUACGCCGACGAACGCGCACGCGCGGCGGAAGUUCGGACGAACGCUGCAGCGUGAACAGCUUUACGUGGACGUACGACUCCUGCACGAAUGCACCUGUGCUCGCAGAAGUCGCGAGAACGCGUCCCUCUAAUUCAUAGAAAUUUUACGCGCGGACUAAGACGUAAUGACGAGGUGGAAACCAAACUUACUAGAAAAUUCUGAAAGUUACAAUGCGCGACACCGCGCUGCUACGACUAUAGAGAUAGUUGAAAUUGUCUAUCUAUUAAGAAAAGUAUAUUACUGCCAAAGUCUUGAAAUCGUUUACUAGGAUUACUCGGACACCGACCGUAGUAGGUCUAAUGUAAAAGGGAGUUCGAACUCUCGGUGCGUUACAAAGGAUACAGUACCCAAGAAUUACUUGAAAAUAUCGGAGACUAACAGCAAUAGGACUACCGUACAAACUAAUCGAACUGUACUGGCCGAAGUAUAAACUAAAAGUAAAAUUCUUCAUACUAAUCUGCCUUGCUGCGAUGCUACGACGAGAAAGACUUACAGCGAUAGGGUUAUCGUACUAGCUCAAGCUCUUAACAUGCUAAAGAAUAUAUUGCCAAGAAAUUUUUAAAAAUUACUAAUAUAUCAAAGGUUAACCAAGGAAUUGGUGAAUAGUUCUCGAAGUUACUGAUACGUAUAUCGAUACACACGCCGAUGCAACCGAUACCACUGUCUCUGACAACAGUAGCACCGAGAAAAAACCAAUUGAAAUUCUCCAAAGCAUCGCAUAAACGUAUUGCUACGGUAUCCUAGAUAUUACCAAUUCGCAUCAUCAAUGAUCAACGGCAACAACAUUCGGUACUAACAUCUGUACGCACAGACCCUCAACCCUGAGACUCUCUUCACCGUUUUAUACUUCGAUAUAUAUACUCGUAUCUCAAGCACGUAAAUCUUGCGUUCCCAUAAAGGUUCAGGCAGCAGCGUUCUCCUAAAAUAAAGUAAACCCGACGCGUAUAUUCGGGCAUCUCCUUCAGGACUGAAGUUCGUUUUUCCAUUGUACGUUCUCGACCUUCUCGCGCGUCGAAGUCUUUGUCUAGAUUCGCGUCUAUAUACUGUCCAAGGCCUACUGGUCCGUUUCACCGCUCUGAAAGGAACACAUCUCCGCGUACACACAGAACACACACAUAAGUAAACAGUCUUCUGCGAGCACGGAUUCGCGUAGAUCAUACAGAGACGAACAAUGAAUGCCAAAAAAAAAAAAAAAAAAAAAAAAAAAUUGAAGUUUAGAA